Molecule: messenger RNA, 882 nt
Organism: Diaporthe citri
Lineage: Eukaryota; Fungi; Ascomycota; Sordariomycetes; Diaporthales; Diaporthaceae
Exons: 1
Coding region: 1-882 (293 amino acids)
Biological process (GO): fatty acid beta-oxidation
Cellular component (GO): mitochondrion
Molecular function (GO): enoyl-CoA hydratase activity
Source: RefSeq, a predicted model, not a curated record
AUGUCAGCCCUCCCCAAAGGCCUAACCUCACCUCCCCCGUCCGUCCCGGACGCAGUCACCUCCUUCCCAGCACCCCACGUGCUCCUCGUGACCCUGAACCGCCCCAAGGCCCUCAACGCCAUCCCCUCCACCAACCACAGCCUCUUCGACGCCCUCUGGCGCUGGUACGACUUCCAGCCCACCCUCCGCUGCGCCAUCCUGACCGGCACGGGGCGGGCGUUCUGUGCCGGCGCGGACCUCAAGGAGUGGAACGGCCGCAAUGCCGCCGCCGCCGCCGCCGCCAGUGGUCAGCAAGCCGCCGAGCAGCCCGAGACUUCCGGGCGGGCCAAGGACAGGUGGACCUCUUCGGGCUUCGGCGGGCUGAGCAACCGCACGGGCAAGAAGCCCGUCAUCGCGGCCGUGAAUGGCCUGUGUCUCGGCGGCGGCAUGGAGAUCGCCGUGAACUGUGACCUGAUAGUUGCGAGCGAGGACGCCAAGUUUGGGCUGCCCGAAGUCAAGCGGGGCGUGGUCGCGCUGGCUGGCGCGCUGCCCCGGAUCCAGAAGACGCUCGGGAAGCAGCGGGCUGCUGAGAUGGCGCUUGUUGGGGGGAUGUACUCGGCGCAGAGGAUGUACGAGUGGGGCGUAGUGAACAAGGUCGUCAAGCAGGACGAUGUGGUCAAGGAGGCGGUCAAGAUCGCCGAGGAGAUUGCUGACAACAGCCCUGACUCGGUGAUUGUGAGCCGCGAGGGACUGAAGUUGGGCUGGGAAGUUGGCCCGGAGAUGGGGACGGAACUCUUGGAACGGGGUAUGUUUGGCCGGAUAGACGCUGCGGAUAACAUGAGAGAGGGCGUCAUGAGCUUCGUGGAGAAGAGGAAGCCGGUAUGGAGGGAUAGCAAGCUAUGA